Messenger RNA from Urocitellus parryii (Arctic ground squirrel), 2595 nucleotides. RefSeq names its product prolyl 3-hydroxylase 2 (gene P3h2). The record is from RefSeq and is a predicted model, not a curated record. Gene Ontology annotation, cellular component: endoplasmic reticulum. Gene Ontology annotation, biological process: collagen metabolic process. NCBI's taxonomy places the organism in Eukaryota, Metazoa, Chordata, Mammalia, Rodentia, Sciuridae. Gene Ontology annotation, molecular function: iron ion binding; protein binding; procollagen-proline 3-dioxygenase activity.
AGAGCGGCGGGACGGGCAGAGCCUCCGCCUCUCUGUCCGAGGAGCGCCGGGCGGUCACCUGGGGCUGUCGGGCAGCCAGAUCUGGCUGCGGUACUGGCGCGCUUGCCUGCGGAGUUGGGAGACGGACCCCAUCGCGAGGUGCCGCGGAGCCGCCUCGCAGCGGCUCUCUGCUGCGGAAGAUGCAGGAGCGCAUCUGGGCGUCGCUGCUGCUGCUGCUGCUGCUGCUGCUGCUGCUGCUGCUACCGCCGCCGCUGUGUGGCGGCCCCCCGGACAGCCGGCGCCAGGAACUAGAGCCUGAGCGCGGGCCUCUGCAGCCCUUCGACCUGCUCUACGCCAGCGGCGUGGCUGCCUAUUACAACGGGGACUACGAGCAAGCUGUGCGCGACUUGGAAUCAGCGCUGCUCAGCCACCGGCGCCUGCGGGAAAUCCGCACACGCUGUGCCCGCCACUGCGCUGUGCGCCGCCCUCUCGUGCCCCCCGGUGCCGGCCCCGGGGCCGAGCUGCCCUUCUUUCGCGCCUUGCUGGAGCGGGCGCGCUGCUACCGCAGCUGUGAGAGCCAGCGCCUCGGGGGACCCGUGUCCCGACACCGAGUCAGUGAGGAUGUGCGCAGCGACUUUCAGCGCAGAGUGCCCUACAACUACCUGCAGCGGGCCUACAUCAAGCUUAACCAAUUGCAAAAAGCAGUGGAAGCUGCUCACACUUUCUUCAUGGCCAAUCCUGAGCACAUGGAAAUGCAGCAGAACAUUGAGAAUUACAGAAUGAUGGCUGGUGUGGAAGAGUUCCAGCUGAUAGACCGAGAAGCCAAACCUCACCUUGAGAGCUACAGUGCAGGCGUUAAACACUAUGAGGCUGAUGACKUUGAACUGGCUAUCAAGUACUUUGAACAAGCUUUACGAGAAUAUUUCAGUGAAGAUGUGGAGUGCAGAACUUUAUGCGAGGGGCCUCAGAGAUUUGAAGAGUAUGAGUACUUAGGGCAUAAAGGGGGUCUUUAUGAAACUAUUGCAGAUCACUACAUGCAGGUGCUGGUUUGCCAGCAUGAGUGUGUGAGGGAGCUUGCUACUCGCCCUGGCCGCCUCUCGCCCAUUGAGAACUUCCUCCCUCUGCAUUAUGACUACCUGCAGUUUGCCUACUACCGAGUUGGUGAGUAUGUGAAGGCCUUGGAGUGUGCCAAGGCCUACCUCCUAUUCCACCCAGAUGAUGAGGAUGUCCAAGACAAUGUGGAUUACUAUGAGAGUCUAUUAGAUGACAGCAUUGACCCAGAAUCCAUUGAGGCCAGAGAGGAUUUAAUUAUGUUUGUGAAACGACAUAAACUUGAAUCUGAACUGAUAAAAUCAGCUGCAGAGGGACUGGGAUUUUCAUACACUGAACCAAAUUAUUGGAUCAGAUAUGGAGGACGACAGGAUGAGAAUAGGGUCCCUUCAGGAGUGAAUGUAGAGGGGGCAGAAGUUCAUGGAUUAUCAAUGGGGAAAAAGUCAUCGCCCAAGAUAGAUCGAGAUCUAAGAGAAGGUGGCCCUCUGCUCUAUGAGAACAUCACUUUCGUCUACAACUCAGAGCAGCUGAACGGGACCCAGCGGGUUCUCCUGGAUAAUGUCCUGUCAGAGGAGCAGUGCCGGGAGCUCCACAGUGUGGCCAGUGGAAUCAUGCUUGUUGGUGACGGCUACAGAGGAAAAACUUCACCCCAUACGCCCAAUGAAAAGUUUGAAGGUGCAACUGUCCUGAAAGCGCUCAAAUUUGGUUAUGAGGGCCGAGUCCCACUGAAGAGUGCACGUCUGUUUUAUGACAUCAGUGAGAAGGCUCGAAAGAUCGUAGAGUCCUAUUUCAUGCUGAAUUCAACCCUUUAUUUUUCCUAUACACACAUGGUCUGCCGAACAGCCCUGUCUGGUCAACAGGAUAGAAGAAAUGACCUCAGUCAUCCCAUCCAUGCUGAUAACUGCCUGUUGGAUCCAGAAGCCAACGAGUGCUGGAAGGAGCCUCCUGCUUACACUUUCYGGGACUAUAGUGCUCUCCUGUAUAUGAAUGAUGACUUCGAAGGAGGAGAAUUCAUAUUCACUGAAAUGGAUGCUAAGACUGUGACUGCCUCUAUAAAACCAAAGUGUGGGCGUAUGAUCAGCUUCUCAUCUGGAGGAGAGAACCCACAUGGGGUGAAGGCAGUCACCAAAGGACAGAGGUGUGCUGUGGCUCUGUGGUUCACCUUGAACCCACUUUAUAGAGAAUUGGAACGAAUAAAGGCCGAUGAAGUGAUUGCAAUCCUGGAUCAGGAGCAGCAAGGAAAGCAUGAACUGAACAUUAACCCCAAAGAUGAGCUAUAAAAACAAGAAAGAAAGUUCUAUCAAAUAUUUAUUUAAAUUGUUAAUCUUAAAAGAACCUUUUUAUUUUUGUACAGAGCCAUGGUAUAAAUUAACAGGAUAAUAUGAGUCGUUAGAUCUCCCUUCUGUUCCUUAGGAUGCUAGCUUUGCUUCACUUCUGUCUUUCUUGGUUUUUCUUCAGAUGAUAUUUCAAAGCUCAGUCACCUUCCCUUGCUCCGCAUAUACACACCACACACAAACAUCACACACGUACCACAUAACACACCACACACAUGCCACACAUAUAAAU